GACGUAAGUAAUACAUGCAUGUAAUACUUAAAAAAAUAUAAAGACAAAAUUGUAACUAAUUCCAUGAUUUUUCAUCACGACCCAAUCAAAACUCCUUUCGAGUCCGAGUUAUCACUACGCAUUGCCUAUGAAAAAUUUAAAAAUGUUUUUAACAACAUAUGUCAUAUUGUACGAAAACAUUGUGCUAAAACUGUAAAUAAAUCAACCGAAUUUAAAUUAAAGCCAUUUCGGUGCUAUGUGGUUACUGAAGCAUAUAAGGCAAAUAGGCCGCGUUGGCGUACGCGUGUAUGGCCAAAUGCAUGACCCCUUGGACCACGUCACGGGUUUGGAGAAAAGAGAAUUGCUCGCUCAUUUAGCUGGGGACUGCGAUCCAUUCCGAAUGUUGUCCAUCAAAAAAGGACCGGGAACCCGUGAGCGUCCAAAUUUGAUCCCCAGCGCGAACGCAGCUCGGCUCAUAUGUUGCCAUUGUAAUGAGUCGGUCAACCAUCUGGAGUUCAUGUGGCUGCAUCAAGGAGAGCCCAAGCGCUGCGGCUGUGGGUACUGGUUUGAACUGUGCCCCGUUGCUCCUCUUUAAAUAAAAAAUAAAUAAUUA
Messenger RNA from Manduca sexta (tobacco hornworm), 592 nucleotides. RefSeq names its product cytochrome c oxidase subunit 5B, mitochondrial. The transcript is spliced from 2 exons. Gene Ontology annotation, cellular component: mitochondrial envelope. The record is from RefSeq and is a predicted model, not a curated record. Bases 236 to 574 code for a protein of 112 amino acids. Lineage: Eukaryota; Metazoa; Arthropoda; Insecta; Lepidoptera; Sphingidae. Gene Ontology annotation, biological process: mitochondrial electron transport, cytochrome c to oxygen.